AUGUACCUCCUUGUUGCCAUGAUUUUGAGUUCAGCUGUGGUAGCAAUAGAUGGAGUGAGGAGAAGGCUCAAAAGCCUCUACUGCCAGCCACCCAGUUGUGUUCCUACUGGUCCCAUGCCCGCACGCAACUAUAUUGCUUACGGUGCAACGCCACCAAAUCAGUAUGCUCCCUCAUGGAUUGCAACCGGAAUUCCUGUUAAGGGGUGGUCUCGUGUCGCUCCAUCAAUGUCAUCUAAGCCUGACAAAGGGCCUGACUCAUCUGAGAUGAGUUGCAUCCCACCAGAAGAAGUAGGAAGUGAAACCAAAAGGAUGGAGGGCUUUAGCACGAGUGUUGAUGCCAAUAUAAUUUGUAACAAUCCUCUUUACCAUGAACCCAAGAAAACGGAUCCAAUAGGAAAAUACAGUGCGAGCUCAGGUUAUGGUUCACCAAGGGCAACCAGAUUUACCAAGAUUACUGAAAAUGUAACUUUUAAUCGUCGCUUAGAUCCCAAAAAGAUGGAUCCUUUAAGCAGGCAUGUGGGAAAUGCUAGUACUAAUCAACGUGCGAUUCCAAGCCCAACAGCGCGUUCAAAUUCUCAACUCUCAACCACUUCAGCAGCAGCAGCAGAAGCAACAGCAACAGCUGCAUUGCCAGCAAACAUGAAGACAAAUGAAGCAAAGACUUUUAGUUCCAUUUCCAACCAUGCCAAUUUGAGUGGCAGCAGCUCCAAUCGCUCCAACAGUUUAGAGAGCUCUGGUGGUGCCAACAAGCCCCACACAGGUGGUGAUGUCAGAUGGGAUGCCAUUCAGUUUGCCACUUCUAGAGGUACAAUCGGUCUUAGCAACUUUAGGCUUCUCAAGCGCCUUGGGUAUGGUGACAUUGGUAGUGUCUAUCUUGUUGAACUUAGAGGGACUAAUGCCCAUUUUGCCAUGAAAGUAAUGGACAAGGCUUCUCUUGCAAGUAGAAACAAGCUAUUAAGAGCGCAGACAGAGAGGGAGAUUCUUGGGCUUCUUGACCACCCAUUCUUGCCCACUUUAUAUAAUUAUUUCGAGACUGAUAAGUUCUACUGCAUUGUCAUGGAAUUCUGCAGUGGAGGUAAUCUUCAUUCUCUUCGGCAGAAGCAACCUAACAAGCACUUUACUGAGGAAGCAGCUCGAUUUUUUGCAUCAGAGGUGUUGUUGGCACUUGAAUAUCUGCACAUGUUAGGCAUAGUAUACAGAGAUUUGAAGCCAGAAAAUGUUCUAGUAAGAGAUGAGGGACACAUCAUGCUCUCAGACUUUGAUUUAUCGCUUCGUUGCUCGGUUAGUCCAACCCUCGUGAAGUCUUCAUCUGUGAAUGUAAGCAACAGUAGCGGCAGCGGCAGGGGAGGCAUUUUGGAUGAUGAAUCUGUAGUGCAAGGUUGUAUUCAACCAUCAACAUUUUUCCCACGCAUAUUGCCCGGUAAAAAGAGCCGAAAAUCCAAAUCAGACUUUGGGCUCUUUGUUGGAGGGUCAAUGCCAGAAUUCAUGGCAGAGCCAACAAACGUGCGGUCCAUGUCAUUUGUUGGCACACAUGAGUACUUAGCCCCUGAGAUCAUACGCGGAGAAGGACACGGCAGUGCGGUGGACUGGUGGACUUUCGGCAUCUUCUUGUAUGAGCUGUUGCAUGGAACAACACCCUUCAAAGGACAAGGAAAUAGAGCCACGCUAUUCAAUGUUGUUGGGCAGCCAUUGAGGUUUCCAGAAAAUCCACAGGUCAGCAUGGUGGCUCGUGAUCUGAUAAGAGGACUUCUGGUGAAAGAACCCCAUAAAAGAAUUGCAUACAAAAGGGGUGCUACGGAGAUAAAACAGCAUCCAUUUUUUGAAGGAGUGAACUGGGCUCUAGUUAGAAGUGCCUUGCCUCCACACAUACCUGAACCUGUAGACUUCUCACAGUAUGCAAGCAAAGAAGCACCCCCAGCUGACAAGAAAGGGCCAGACAUUGGAGGUGAUAAAAACGGCGGUAGUCCUCCAGAAAAUAACAAUGAAUCUUAUAUAGAGUUUGAAUACUUUUAG
This is a messenger RNA of Dovyalis caffra, 2013 nucleotides long. Lineage: Eukaryota; Viridiplantae; Streptophyta; Magnoliopsida; Malpighiales; Salicaceae. The record is from the annotation of a GenBank genome assembly.